Messenger RNA from Larimichthys crocea (large yellow croaker), 11122 nucleotides. RefSeq names its product FAT atypical cadherin 4 (gene fat4). Gene Ontology annotation, molecular function: cadherin binding; beta-catenin binding; calcium ion binding. Bases 1 to 9849 code for a protein of 3282 amino acids. Gene Ontology annotation, cellular component: plasma membrane; catenin complex. Gene Ontology annotation, biological process: homophilic cell-cell adhesion; neuron projection development; cell migration. The transcript is spliced from 17 exons. NCBI's taxonomy places the organism in Eukaryota, Metazoa, Chordata, Actinopteri, Sciaenidae. The record is from RefSeq and is a predicted model, not a curated record.
AUGGUGACGGAGGGUUCCUCUCCAAGUGUGGUGGAGAUCACACUGCAGGACGUCAAUGACAACCCGCCUGUUUUCCCUAAUGACAUUCUUGAUGUGACCAUUGAGGAGAAUGUUGGAGAUGGCUUCAAGAUAAUGCAGCUAACAGCCACGGAUGCAGACGAGGGUCCCAAUGCUCUUGUGACAUAUACAAUCAUCAGUGGGGCAGAUGACAGCUUCCGGAUUGAUCCUGAAUCAGGUGAUCUGAUUGCCACCAAGAAGCUGGAUCGGGAACGACGUUCAAAGUAUUCCCUUCUGGUGCGUGCAGACGAUGGAAAACAGUCUUCUGACAUGAGGCUGAACAUCACCGUGAAGGAUGUCAACGACCACACGCCCAAGUUCUCCCGUGUCACAUAUUCGUUUGACAUCCCUGAAGACAUGGCGCCAGGCUCCAUCGUGGCGGCGAUCCUGGCCAGCGACUCUGACUCAGGGGUGAACGGAGAGGUCACCUAUUCACUGGAGGAGGACGAUGAGGACGAGACGUUCCUCCUGAACCCGGUGACGGGUGUUUUCAAUGUAACACGUCCGCUGGACUACGAGACUCAGCAGUACUAUAUUCUGACAGCGAAGGCCCUGGAUGGAGGGGGGCAGGCCAGCACAGUCAGAGUGUAUUUCAACAUCCUAGAUGUGAAUGACAAUCCCCCGAUCUUUAACACCAGUGUGUACAGCACGUCUGUCUCCGAGAGUCUGCCGCCUGGAUCCAGUAUUGUUACUGUUGGAGCAACCGAUGCUGAUGAUGGCCUAAAUGCCCAACUCCUCUACAGAAUUGCAUCUGGUGAUCCCCAAGGCCACUUUGUCAUCACCAAGGAAGGAGUUCUCCAAACCAAGAAGGCCUUGGACAGAGAAACCCAGUCCUUCUACAACCUUAUGGUCACAGUCAAUGACCUAGCUCCAUCUCCCAUGACCCGCUUCACCAGCACUGCUCAGGUGUCGGUUAUUCUUCUGGAUGUCAACGACUGCCCGCCAACCUUUAGUUCUCAAAAGAUGACCUACAUCCAGGAGAACACACCAGUGGACACGGUCGUGUUCACCGCCCAGGCCACAGAUGCUGACAGUGGACCCAACAGCUACGUUGAGUACGCCCUCAGAGGACCCUUUGGUAACAAGUUCAGCAUCGGUACAAUUGAUGGAGAUGUCAGGUUGGUUGGGGAACUCGACCGUGAGGAGCUUUCCAACUACACUCUCACAGUCGUAGCUACAGAUAAAGGUGAACCCCCUCUGUCUUCAACAAUGGAUGUGACUAUGGUGGUUCUGGAUGUUAACGACAACACACCAAGUUUCUCACAGAAUAUCUAUGAUAUUGAGAUUGAGGAGAACACUUUGACUGGGACAGAUGUCAUCCAGGUGUUCGCAAGCGAUGCGGAUGAGGGCACCAAUGGGCAGAUCCGAUUUUCUAUCUCAGGAGGCAACACCAACUCUGAUUUCAGGAUUGAUUCAGUUACAGGGGUGAUUUCAGUGGCCAAGCAGCUGGACCGUGAGGCACGUUCAUCCUAUUCCCUGGUGGUCCAAGCUGCAGACCGAGGAAGCAGCCCCAGGGUGGACCGUACAACAGUCAACAUUGUGUUGUUGGACGUCAACGACUGCUCCCCUGUGUUUGAGCUCUCUCCUUACACUGUCCAUGUUCAGGAGAACUUGGAGAACCUACCAAAAAACAUCCUGCAGGUUGUUGCCAGAGACGACGAUCAAGGUGCCAACGGCCAGCUGAGCUACAUGCUAAGCAGUGGGAAUGAUGAGGCCGCAUUCAGCCUGUCGUCUAGCGGUCAGCUGAGCCUGACACAAACUCUGGACCGCGAGGCUCAGGGGAAAUACACCCUGCUGAUUACAGCCACUGACUCAGGUUCUCCAUCUCUGAGUGGAACAGGGACCAUAACAGUUCUGGUGAGCGAUGUGAACGAUAACGUCCCUGUUUUCACCUCCUCCAACUUCCACACCACCAUCAUGGAGGACGCCCCGACAGGGACAGAUGUGCUAUUGGUCAACAGCUCCGAUGCAGAUGUGGGCGUCAAUGGAGUUAUAAGCUACAGCCUGACUGGAGGACAUGGCCAGUUCUCCAUCAACCCGGCUACAGGACAGAUUAUUACCAGCUCCCUGCUGAAUCGAGAAGAUAGGGCCGAUUACCAACUGCUGGUUGUGGCAACAGAUGGAGGGCAGCCCCAGGGCUUGUCCAGUUCUGCCACCGUGUCCGUGACGGUGGCUGACAUCAACGAUAACCCGCCUCAUUUCCACCACCACCCUUACGUCACCCAUAUACCCGCCUCUACUGCAGCAGGGUCCCUGGUCUUUGCUGUUACUGUCACUGACGAGGAUUCAGGCUCCAACGCCCAACUGCACUAUUCCCUGAUAGGGCGCAACUCUGAGAAGUUCAAGAUUGACCCUGUCAGAGGUGCCAUCACUGCCAAUGAAAAACUAACUGGAAGCUCAGAAGUUACCCUUACAGUUCGAGUAAAAGACGGUGGAGCUAACCCCAAAACGGAUACGACCACCGUGACUGUCCGCUUUGUUACAGGAGGAAACUUCCCUGUCAUCAAAGUGAAGGAGCGUGCAUUCACGUUCCCUGAGAGCCAACCGACAAAUCACAUUGUUACAACAGUGACUGGGUCUUCUAUGAGGGGUGGACCAUUGUCAUAUUACAUUGCCAGCGGCAACCUGGAUUAUGCUUUUCAUAUUGACCAGCUAUCAGGCGAGUUGUCUAUCAGACACCCAUUAGAUUAUGAACACAUUCAGAAGUAUGUUCUCUGGAUUGAGGCCAGAGAUCAAGGCUUCCCACCUUAUUCCUCCUAUGAGAAAGUGGAAAUAACAGUACUGGAUGUGAAUGACAAUCACCCAGUGUUUGACAAGGACCCCUUCCAUGCUGAGAUACUGGAGAACCUUUCACCUCAGCGGGUGCUGAUGGUCUCUGCUGUUGACCUGGACAGUGGGCCAAAUGGACAGCUUGAGUAUGCUAUCAUUGACGGCAACAAGGAGAACAGUUUCAGCAUAAAUAGAGCAACUGGUGAAAUACGAACCACCAGGCCACUGGACCGGGAGAAGGUGGCUCAGUACACUUUGAAAGUCAAAGCCACGGACCGGGGGUUGCCACCCAAAAACACAGCAGUCAAAGUGCUAAUCAGUGUACUGGAUGUGAAUGACAACGCUCCCAGGUUUUCCAAGAUCUUUAGUGCUACAGUGGCUGAAAAUGCUCCAGUGGGUUACACUGUCACCAGAGUCACCACCACGGACGAGGAUGCUGGUUCAAAUGCCAUUAGCCGGUAUUCAAUUACAGAUAGCAGCCUUCCGUUCAGUAUUAAUCCAAACACAGGAGACAUAACAAUAAGUAGGCCACUCAAUAGAGAAGACACAGAUCAUUACAUUGUCAAAGUGUCUGCUCAUGACUCUGGCUGGACAGUAAGCACAGACGUCACUAUAUUUAUUACAGAUAUUAAUGAUAAUGCACCCAGAUUUAGUCGUCCCUCUUACUAUCUGGACUACCCUGAGCUCACUGAGAUGGGCUCCCUGGUCACACAGGUGUCUGCCACAGAUCCUGAUGAGGGUUUCAACGGCAAAAUCUUCUAUUUUAUUCGGUCUCAGUCAGAAUAUUUCAGAAUUAACGCCAGCACUGGAGAAAUAUUUGUGAAGCAGCAGUUAAAAUAUCAGAACUCAACAGGUGCUAGUAGUAUAAAUAUAAAUCGCCACAGCUUUAUUGUCACAGCCUCAGACCGGGCAGUCAAGCCUUUGAUGAGUGAGACAACAGUUAUUGUAAACAUUGUAGACAGCAAUGAUAACCCUCCUGAGUUUGAUUCACCUAGCUACUUUACCCCUGUCACUAAAAGUGUUAAGGUUGGUACAAGACUGAUUAGGAUUGUAGCUCAUGACAAAAAAGACUUUGGUCUGAAUUCAGAGGUUGAGUUCUCAAUAACAGGUGGAAACAGCUCUAAUAAAUUCAAACUAGAUAAGGCAAGUGGAUGGAUUACUGUAGCCUCGUCCCUUAUAUAUGAUAUGAAUAAAAUUUUCCUCAUUGAGAUCACAGCAAAUGACAGAGGAAAUCCCCCUUUGUCGACGCAAACAUCAGUGCGAAUUGCAGUCACAGAGGAAAACCACCAUACGCCUGAGUUCUCACAAAGCCAAAUUUCAGCUACUGUACCUGAAAGCCUUGCUGUGGGAACAGCAAUAAGGACCCUGUCUGCCAGAGACAAGGAUAAAGAAAUGAAUGGCCUUAUCACAUACAAUAUUACUUCAGGCAACGACAAAGGUCUGUUUUCACUUAAUGGUAAAACUGGAGUGUUAUCCCUAGCGCAGCCUCUGGACUUUGAAGAGAAGAAACAACAUGAGCUUAGAGUUUCAGCCACGGAUGGCGGUUGGAUUGCAAAAACAAGCUAUGUGUCUGUCACAAUACAUGUGACUGAUGUGAAUGACAACCCUCCUGUGUUUGAUCCUGAUGAGUACUUCCCCAUUGUACAGGAGAACGUUCCCAGUGGCACCACUGUGGUCAAAGUGAAUGGCAUAGACCGUGAUUCGGGAGCAAACGCAGUCAUGGCGUACGUGAUACAGUCAUCAGACAGUGACCUCUUUGUUAUUGACCCGAAUACAGGCACUAUCACCACCCAGGGCUUCUUGGAUUAUGAGGCUAAGCAGGUCUACCAUUUAACAGUAAAGGCCUUCAAUGUCCCAGACGAGGAGCGCUGCAGCUUCGCCAAUGUCAACAUUCAGCUAAAGGGAGCCAAUGAAUACGUACCCCGCUUUGUCUCUAAACAGUACUACUUUGAAAUCUCUGAAGCUGCUCCAAAAGGCACAGUGGUUGGGGAAGUGUUCGCCAGCGAUCGAGACCAAGGAGAUGAUGGAGUGGUAUACUACCUCAUUUUUGGGAAGAGCAGAAAGAAGGGCUUUGGCAUCAAUAAGAGAACAGGCCAGAUUUAUGUCACAGGUACUCUAGACCGUGAGAAAGAGGAAAAAAUUUCACUGAAGGUGUUGGCAAAGAACACAGGAAGCAUCCGUGGUGCAGAUAUUGACGAGGUGUUUGUGAAUAUUACAAUUCUUGAUGCCAACGACCCUCCUGUCUUUACCCAAGAACUGUAUGAUGUGCAGAUCAGUGAAGGUCUUUCGCCUGGUGGUCUGGUUACUUUUGUGAGUGCCGAGGACUCAGACUCUGUCCCAAGCUGGAGCAGAUUUUCAUACUCCAUUGCUCCUGAGUUUGAUAAAAAUGUUUUCACCAUCAACCCAAAAACUGGCCAAGUGUCUGUGGCUGCAGAGCUAGACAGAGAAACAACUCCUGUGUAUAAUCUUACAAUCCAUGCUGUGGAUACUGGCACACCUCCUGCAACCGGAAGCACUACCGUGAUUGUGAAUCUGGAAGAUAUCAAUGAUAACGGUCCAACUUUGACAACGGCUUAUGCUGAGGUAAUGGAGAAUCAGAGAGCUGGCACUGCAGUUACAACGCUAACAGCGUCUGACCCAGAUCUACCCCCAAACCAAGGCCCUUUCUUAUUCAGCCUUUUAAAUUCUGGAUCUGCCAACAGCUACUUCAGCCUUAGUUCAGCUGGAGUUUUAACCACCAGUCGGGAGAUCGACAGAGAACAGAUUAGCGACUUCUACCUCUCUGUUGUGAUCAAAGACUCGGGUGUGCCUCAAAUGUCUUCAACAGGAACAAUUCACGUCAAAAUAAAUGAUCAGAAUGACAAUCCUUCAGAGCCAAGGUCCAUGGAGAUCUUUGUCCACUACUUUGGGAACAUGUUUCCUGGGGGUUCUUUGGGAGAUGUCAAACCCCAAGACCCUGACAUUCAAGAUAGGUUUCACUGCUCCCUUAUUCCUCCAUCUUCUGGUCUGUUUAGUAUCCCGACUGGAACAUGCAACCUCAACUCUAAAGCCCGCUCGACAGAUGGAACUUUUGAAAUAACUAUCCGUAGCAGUGAUGGUGUCCAUGGCUCAGUCAGCAACACAGCCCGAGUCCUAUUCAUGGGGUUCACAAAUGCCACAGUGGACAACAGCAUACUCAUCCGACUCCAUUCUCAAGGAGUCAAAAGCUUCCUUACCAACCACUACCUCAGCUUCCUACGCAUUGCCAACUCUCAGCUAGCAGGCCUGGGCACAGGGGUGCUGCUUUAUGGAGCGUUUGAACUCAACAAUCAGACUUUCUUAAUGGCAGCUGUGAAACGGGGCCAUGGACAAUAUGUCAACCCCAGCGGCGUGGCCACAUUCUUCCAGAGUAUCAAAGACAUUUUAUAUAGGCAGAGUGGGGUGCAAAUAGAUGCAGUGGACCAUGAUCCUUGCACACGUAACCCGUGCCAGAAUGGAGGCAGCUGCAAGAGGCGUCUCAGUGUCGGGCCUGAUAUGAAGACAGAAGAAAGUGUCCCAGUGAUCCUUGUUUCCAACCACCCCCUGCAGCCCUACGCCUGCAGCUGCAGGCCAGGAUACACAGGAGCUCUGUGUGAGACAGACAUUGAUGAGUGCCAGCCAUCACCAUGCCACAAUGGCGGCACCUGCCACAAUCUGGUUGGAGGUUUCUCCUGCACCUGUCCUGAAGGUUUUACCGGGAUGGCCUGUGAGAGGGACGUCAAUGAAUGCCUUUCCAAUCCCUGCAAGAAUGGGGCGCUGUGCCAGAACUUCCCUGGCGGCUUCAACUGCCUCUGCAAAUCCGGCUUCGCAGGCAAAACGUGUGAUUCCAUCAUCAAUCACUGUGAGUGUAACCCUUGUUUUAAUGGCGGGUCCUGUCAGAAUCGGGUGGAUGGAUAUUACUGUCAUUGUCCAUUUGGGGUUUUCGGCAAACACUGUGAACUCAACAGUUAUGGCUUUGAGGAGCUUUCUUACAUGGAGUUUCCGUCCCUGGAUCCCAACAAUAACUACAUAUAUAUCAAGUUUGCUACCCUGAAGAGCAACGCUCUGCUUAUGUACAACCACGAUAACCAGACCGGAGACAAGGCGGAGUUUCUGGCUCUGGAGAUCUUCGAGGGGCGAAUGCGCUUCUCCUUCAACUUAGGAAGUGGAACUUAUAAACUGAUGACCAUGAUAAAAGUUUCAGAUGGGCAGUUCCACACAGUCAUUGCCAGAAGAGCCGGGAUGGCUGCAUCCCUGACUGUGGACCUGUGUGGCGAUGACCAGGAACAAGGCUACUGUGCUGUGAGCAAUGUGGCAGUACACACUGACUGGAUCCUGGACGUGCAGCCCAACAGGCUCUCGGUGGGAGGUGUCAGAUCAAUAGAACCCGUCCUUCAUCGGCGCGGUCAGGUCGCCACCCACGACUUUGUCGGCUGCAUCAUGGAGUUCGCCGUCAACGGGCGCCCGCUGGAGCCCAGUCAGGCGCUGGCAUCGCGUGGCAUCCUUGACAGAUGUCCGAGACUGGAAGGAGCCUGCACCGCCAGCCCCUGCAGACAUGGGGGAACCUGUUUGGACCACUGGUCCUGGCAGCAGUGCCAGUGCGUGGAUGGCUUCACUGGCAAAUUCUGUGAGAAAUACAUGACAGCAGACACCGCCCUGUCCCUGGAUGGUACUGGCCGUUUGGACUACUCCCUGAAGCAGGGCCCUAAACGUGAUGUCCUUCUGAGACAAUCACUGCAGGGUGUGACUUCUGAGCGAGCCAGUCCCAGCCGUUUGGAGGUCAAGUUCAGGACACGCAGCAAGAGCGGCACCCUGCUGCAUGUGCAGGAGAGCAGCAACUAUACAACCAUUAAGCUAAGGAAUGGCAACAUCCACUACAUCUCAGACGCGGGUGUCGGAGGAAAGGUGGAGCGAACCGUGGGAGACGCAGUUCUCUCUGACGGCCAGUGGCACACACUCCAGCUGGUCAAGAACGGCUCGACCACAGCACUCCAAGUAGACAGCAGCUACUCCAGGGUCAUCCAGCAUGCCACACAGGACUUUGGUGGUCUCAGUGUUUUAACCUUCUCCCUAGGAGGGAUACCACCCGGACCGGCUCAGCAGAAAACUGCAGCAGGUUUUGAUGGCUGCUUGGCCUAUGUGAAGUACAAUGGGGAGAACCUGCCAUUUACCGGAGAGCACAGCCUCGUCACCUUAACUAAGACCAGUUCAUCUGUCAAGAUCGGUUGCAGAGGUCCCAACCUGUGUGAGAGCAGCCCAUGCUGGGACGGCUUGAUGUGCGUCAACCAGUGGUAUACAUACCAGUGUGUUCCCCCUGGUGACUGCGCCUCUAAUCCUUGCCAGAACCAUGGCAGCUGUGUGCCAGACCCCCAGUCAGGCUUCACCUGUGUCUGCUCCGAGUUCUACACAGGCAAGACUUGUGAGACCUUGGUGGCCUGUCUGGGCGUCCAGUGUCCUGAGGGUACUGUCUGCAAGACGGCCAACAACGGAGCGUUUGUCUGCAGUCCAAGCCCUACAGCGGAGACGAUGGUCCUCCCCAUUUGGGCGGUUCCCGCUAUUGUUGGCAGCUGUGCCACUGUCCUUGCCUUGGUGGUUCUCAGCCUGAUUCUGUGCAACCACUGCAAGGGCCGUAACAAGACCAAAGUGCCAAAGGAACCCAAGGAGAAGAAACCCAAGGAGAAGAAGAAGAAGAAAAAGAAAAAGGGUAGUGAGAAUGUAGCUUUCGAUGACCCGGAUAACAUCCCGCCGUAUGGAGAUGACAUGACGGUACGCAAGCAACCAGAAGGGAAUCCCAAACCGGACAUUAUUGAGAGGGAGAACCCUUAUCUAAUCUACGAUGAAACAGACAUUCCCCACAAUAAUGAGACCGUCCCCAGUGCCCCCUGUGCCCCCUGUAAUGGCCCUGAGGCAGACAUUGAACACUAUGACAUAGACAAUGCCAGCAGUAUUGCCCCUUCGGAUGCAGAUAUAAUCCAACACUACAAGCAGUUCCGCAGCCAUACACCCAAGUUCUCCAUCCAGAGACACAGCCCACUGGGCUUCGCCAGACAGUCUCCCUUACCCCUUGGAGCAACAAGCUACACCUACCAGCCUCAAUACACUCAAGCACUGAGGUCCACCCCACUCAGCCACUCCCACUCUGCAUGCCCUACGCCAAACCCUCUCUCCAGACACUCCCCAGCCCCGUUCACCAAACCCUCAUCUUUUUACCGAAACACUCCAACCAGAGAACUCAACUUGGCUCGCCGUGAGGGCAGCCCGCUGGACCUGCACAAUGACAUGUGCCAGCCACCACCAAUGUUCAACUACGCCACCCGGCUGGGGAGGCGCAGCAAGAGCCCGCAGACAAUGGCCGGCCAUGGUCACACCUCCAGGCCCGGCAGUCGGCUCAAGCAGCCAAUCGAGCAAAUUCCCCUGGAGACAGGGCCUCCUGUGGGGCUGUCCAUUGAGGAAGUGGAGCGGCUGAAUACUCCACGCCCACGCAACCCCAGUAUCUGCAGCGCUGAUCACGGGCGCUCCAGCUCAGAGGAGGACUGCCGUAGGCCGCUGUCAAGGGUCCGUAACCCUGCUGAUGGCAUCCCUGCCCCAGAGUCCUCUUCAGAAAGUGACUCACAUGACUCCUUCACCUGCUCAGAGAUGGAGUAUGACCGGGAAAAGCCGGUGUCUUACAGCUCCCGAGUUCCCAAACUCUCACAAGUCAAUGAGUCAGAUGCUGAUGAUGAGGACUAUGGUGGGAGGCUCAAGCAGAGGCGAUACUCGAGCCGGAGGGCAGAAGGUGGGCCUGGCAUUUCCCAGAUGCCCCCUACUGACCAGCACUACACCCUGCCCCACAAACUGGGCCAGCAAGCUGGGGGCUUCAACUGGGACAAUCUGUUGAACUGGGGCCCUGGUUUUGGACAUUAUGUAGACGUGUUCAAGGACUUAGCCUUGCUUCCUGAGAACGCAGCAGCAAAAGACAUUGAAAUGAACAGUGGGGAUGGCUCAGUGACCAUUCUAAAUGAAGGAGAAGCUGAGCAAUAUGUAUGAGACUAUUUAUUACGAUGUUGUACAAUAUGGUGAUGUUCUCCAUUUAAAAAAAAGAAAAAGGAAGACUGUAUAUUUCAAGAGAACAUUGGACUACAUGUUUUUUACAUUAUUCAAGAUUAUAAGACGACUUUCAAUGCAGUAAGGCAGAAAAAUGGCACCUGUAAUCUGACAGAUUUUGUCAUUAGCCACCUUGGAAUAGUUUACCAGUCUUUUCUAGGUCCAAACUGUACAAUCAUGCAUUCAUCUCUCUGAGGCCUCAUUACAGCGUAUCCAUUGACACCGAAAGGCUCAAAAAAGAGAAAAAAGAAAUCCAUGUCUGAAUUCCAUUCACUGACUGCAAAGCUCCAUUCAUGCUAUCUUGAUCAAACAUUUCUGUUUUUUAUUACCAAUAUUGCCUCUCCUUUCCAAAAACUUCUACAAUUCACAGCUGAGAGAUAAGAAGGUAGAUAAUAUUAACACUCACAGGAAGAGAAUUCCAAUGGGCUGUGGAGCAAAAGAAAACUCCCGGUUUCAGUCUUUUUAGGGGUCAAUUUUUAAUUUACUUAAAAGGAAGCAUGUGUGUUUGAUCUGACUGCACCUGUACGUGACAGGACACAGCCUUCGGUGUGAAAGUAAGUGCACCAUUUUGCUCGCACGGUAUGGCGGACCUCACCACUGUUAUGAUCCCUUUUCUCUGUGUCUAUCUUUACUGGUGUGUUUUCUCACAGAAGACUGGCUAAACGCUCCAAGAGUGAGGAUUAAUCAAGUCCCCUGCCUUACAGACAUUUGAGGAUUUCAGCUCGGGGGAGGACUUUUCCUCUUCUGUUUUUCUGGCCUAAGUUCAGUAGGAGAGGAGGUUUUGGGGGGAUAGUGUUGUUUGUCACAAAUUUGAGUUAGCAUUUUCUGACCUGCCAAGUGUUUUUUGGGCAACGACGAUGAUGAUAAUGAUGAUGUAUGGAUCUUAUAAACAUGACCCCAACUAAAACACUAUGAACUUGUGUAAAUUUUUUUAAUUCAUGAGAAAUCAUGGAGUCAUUUGUUGUUGGUGUCCUUGUCCAUUAUUUUGACAUGUAUGGUUUCUACAUUUUUGUACUGUUUAUUAACUUAAAUUACUUAAGCUGUGUUUUUAUGGAUAUUUUCAUAUGCUGAAAUGUAUGUCCUUACUUUCGGGGAAAGUAAGAUUGAAGACUUAUUUUUUACAUUUGUUACAUAUGUAACAUCAGUAUUUUCCACUUUUGAUAAAACUAUAACAUGCUGUAUGCUUUGUACCUGUAAAAAGCCAAUAACAGAAUAA